Messenger RNA from Toxotes jaculatrix (banded archerfish), 1601 nucleotides. RefSeq names its product purinergic receptor P2Y12 (gene p2ry12). Gene Ontology annotation, cellular component: membrane. Gene Ontology annotation, molecular function: G protein-coupled purinergic nucleotide receptor activity. The transcript is spliced from 3 exons. The coding region runs from base 142 to 1236 and encodes 364 amino acids. Gene Ontology annotation, biological process: G protein-coupled receptor signaling pathway. Lineage: Eukaryota; Metazoa; Chordata; Actinopteri; Toxotidae. The record is from RefSeq and is a predicted model, not a curated record.
CAGACAAGCAGUCAGUAUCAGAUCACAUUUGUGCAGAAUACAGAAGAGGGACAAAAAAAUCUUAAUAAGAUCUGCCCUGGGGACUUUGAUCAGAUUCCACUGAACCAUAUCAGCAACAUUAAAAGGCAACACAACAUCCUCAUGGAGAGAAGCACAAUUUUCCAGCAGUUCCCUGGCAAUCACAGCCGAACCAAUAUGACUUGUUCCCGUGACAAUGUUUUGAAGACGGUGGUUUUUCCUGUUCUGUACUCCUUUCUCCUUUUGGUGGGGCUGUUGCUCAAUGGUGUGGCAGCAUGGGUGUUCUUUCGGAUCCCAUCACGGUCUCACUUCAUUAUUUACCUGAAGAAUAUUGUUGUUGCAGAUGUCAUCAUGACCUUCACUUUCCCUUUCAAGGUGUUGUCAGACUCCAACCUGGCAUCCACUGGCUUGCGUAUAUUUGUGUGUCGAGUUUCCUCAGUGCUCUUCUACCUCUCCAUGUAUAUCAGCAUCCUCUUCUUUGGCCUUAUCAGCAUUGAUCGCUGUAGAAAGACCCUCAAGCCCUUUAGGGGGACUAAUGCAGUCCGACUGGGACGUCGGAAGCUCCUUUCGGGGGCCAUCUGGACCUUCCUGCUGGUUCUCUGUCUGCCCAACGUGAUCCUGACAUCUAAAACCCCAACUUCUAAAUACUUCAAGUGCAGCGACCUGAAGACAGAAGCUGGGCUUUUUUGGCAUGAGGUGGUAAAUCAUGUCUGUCAAGUUAUUUUCUGGGGUAACCUGGUGACCGUGAUUGUAUGCUACACCCUAAUCACCAAAGAGCUGUACAGGUCCUACUCGCGCACAAAGACCCACAGCGCUGGAGGGACUAUAUGUCAAACACCAAGUGGGACAACUCGCACACCCCACAGGGCCACAAGAAAAAUGAAUGCAAAUGUUUUCCUGGUUCUGGCAGUGUUCUUCGUGUGCUUUGUGCCAUUUCACUUUGCCCGUGUGCCGUACACUCUGAGUCAGACCCGAGGGGUUCUCUUUGACUGUAAAUUCAAGCUCUUCUUCUUUCAGCUGAAAGAGAGUACACUUUUCCUCUCAUCCUUAAACUCUCUCCUGGACCCACUCAUCUACUUCUUCCUCUGUAAAUCCUUCAGGACCACUCUGUUCAAGACCCUGCAGCUACCUCCCGGUACCUGUGGCUGUCUAACAGGGAGAGGGCCAGACACAGAGACAGGCAGCACCCCUCUGAGAGACUCCUCUGGCUGUACAUGAAACCACUGGACAUGACGAGGACUUUUGUAAUGUGGUAAUAGUAUCUGAUGGUGAACUGGUUCAAGUCCCUACAGGACACACAGUGGGUGACAGACACUGUGAUGUAUUUCAAUUACAGUCCCACAGUCUGUCCUAGAGACAGAAAUGAAAUGUGUAAUGCACAGCACAUAUUUGUGUUCAUAAUCAUAAUAUUAUUAUAAAACCCAAACCAUGCCUUUAAUUAUGAAAACACUGUAACUAAUCAGUUUGUUCUCUUAUUGUGUGUGAGAAACACAGUUGCCAGUUUUUCCUUUCUGUUCUCUUCUGUUUUCAUACUUACUAAUCUAAACAUUCAUUUACAAAAUAAAAAAAAACUUUUUUGUUCA